Messenger RNA from Ctenopharyngodon idella (grass carp), 1550 nucleotides. RefSeq names its product telomeric repeat binding factor (NIMA-interacting) 1 (gene terf1). The record is from RefSeq and is a predicted model, not a curated record. Gene Ontology annotation, cellular component: chromosome, telomeric region; nucleus. Gene Ontology annotation, molecular function: telomeric repeat DNA binding; protein homodimerization activity. NCBI's taxonomy places the organism in Eukaryota, Metazoa, Chordata, Actinopteri, Cypriniformes, Xenocyprididae. Bases 77 to 1186 code for a protein of 369 amino acids. The transcript is spliced from 10 exons. Gene Ontology annotation, biological process: telomere maintenance.
CGCUGUGACCAGAGCUUCUGAUAAACUCCGCCCGCACAACAAAGUUGGCGGGAAUGUUUGUUAUCCUUGCAUAAACAUGAAUAUGGAGUGCGCGUCACAAGAGAUAUCGAGCUCAAAUGAAAACACGAAUUUAGUUGGAGUCGAAAGUGUUGUUCAAUCAUGGAUGAUCGACUAUUAUUUCGCGACACUAUGUCGGCACUUCAAAGCAAGAUCUGCGCCGGAGUUUCAUAAAGCUUUAAAAAUAUUUGAAGCAUUGGUGGAUGAGCUCGAGUCCUGUUCCCACAGGUCAGAUCAUCCUUCUCAGAGAACGAUCUGCUGUUUGCUUGCCAGAGUGAUAGACGGGGAAAACCUGGAUGUCCGUUAUGAUCGCAAUGCUCACAUCACUCCCUUGAUGUCAGCUCUGCCGAUUUGGGAGUCAUUAAAGGAAGCAUCCGAUACAGCUUUACACACUAAGAUCAAGACGCUACUGAUUGUUCAGUCUGUUGCUGUGUGUGUGAAGAAAGGGAAUUCACAGUUGGCAAAGGAAACCCUGCAGUGGCUGGAAAAAGAGACUGAAAUACCAGAGAAACUACAAGGAAAGCUUACCACCAUUGUGAGUAAGAAAGAUGCAUAUGAUCAGCUUCUGAUGAACCUCACUUUCGACCAGCUGUUGGAGAGCAUUGACGUGUUCCUCGACACAUUCAGUCUGGAAAGAUCCUCCGUUUUCUUAAUCGAAGCAGCAUCAAAAGUAGUUCAAGCGCGUCAUGAGAGACCAGAAAAAACCUUAUCUGAACAGGACAGAAGCGAAAGGACGCCAUCCAGCCCAGAGUCAAUUCAAAAUGAGAAACAGGUGGAUCCACUGGUGCAAAAUAUGAGGCACAAAAGGAAACUUCUUUCCACACAAACGAAUGACCUGUGGAAACCAGAAACUGCAAAGAAAGAGCGAACCACAUGCAAGAGAACCUCCAUUUGCAAGGUUUCUAGGAGAAGUAGUAGCCCUUCGGAAUUACAAAGCAAUGUUAGUGUGAUGAGCAAAAUCAGGAGGAAGUGGACUGUGGAAGAAGAUAGGAAGCUGAAAGCAGGUGUGAGGAAGCAUGGAGAAGGUAACUGGAGAAUGAUCCUGAAUGACUAUGAGUUUAACAACCGCACCGGUGUUAAUCUUAAGGAUAGAUGGAGAACCCUGAAGAGUAAGGGAGAGGACUUCUGAGCUGCUGCUGCCUUUAUUUUAUUUAUUUUUUUAUUGUAUUUUAGGACCUUUAGACUUUAAAGUUUUCAUUUUUUGACCUGUGCUGAUUUCAAAUUCAGCAGUGCCUUUCUUUUGUAAAUUAAAAGUUCAAAAAUACCAUUUGGCAGAACAGUAUUGCUAAUGAGUUGUAUAAUAACUUUCAAAGUGUCCUGUUGCUGUUUGUUUGACCUGUAAGGCCAACAUUUGUCCAGUAGAGGAUGCAAGUGAGACAUAUGAAAGCUUUGUUUGCCUUUAAUUCUGUUCCUGGAUUUAUUUUACAGAAAGAAAAAAAAAAGUUUAUUUGAAAAAAUACUGUACAAAAAAAAACUAAAGAGCUUUUAUUAAA